Molecule: messenger RNA, 2154 nt
Organism: Annulohypoxylon truncatum
Lineage: Eukaryota; Fungi; Ascomycota; Sordariomycetes; Xylariales; Hypoxylaceae
Exons: 3
Coding region: 291-1988 (565 amino acids)
Source: RefSeq, a predicted model, not a curated record
UUCCAAGUUAGGCAUGACGAUCGAGAUCCCUUCCUCCUUGUCAUUUCUCUUCACAAAUCUACCUACCGACCUUCCUACCUUUAAAGUAUGUAGGCAUCUGUAACAAUUACACAGACCUGCAAUUAUACCUCACUUGCCUAUUCGGCUACUCAUAUGGAUAUUCAUACUACCUAUGCAACAAAAGAUAUGCACAGCAUCGAGUGCUUCAGACAGGCUUCUUCGCAUGCGCAGACUUGUUCUUGCUCUCGUUCAGGGAAGGGAUAGGGACACGGUGAUCACUCCGCCUUGCCAUGGCCGAUUAUACGGAGCUUGAACUCAAGACUUUUGAACUUUCUAGUAGAGAUUCUAAUUCAUCUUUAUCCGUGACUUCCCUUGCGUUAAUCUCUGGCCUUCCCCCUUUCCAAUACCCUCCCGAAGAACUUUACCAGUUGAUUAAGUCGAAACAGUUGUGGCUCAUAUCUCCGGGUAUCUGCCGAAUACAGAUAUCGGUAUGCCAAGAUCAUGUAUCCAUGGCGUCAGAGGAAAGUGAUGGUGGAUUCCUGGAACAUCUAGCCGAUGCGAUCUGCCAGUGCUCUCUCUGGCCUGUCCUUGGACUCACAAUCAAACAAGAGGACAUACAAUACCAACCCCUGUACGACGGCGCGCCAAACCUCUAUUUCAUCAUCGAGCAUUCCCAAAAGUCGUCUCUACUUCUCUCACCUCCACAAAGUCCUACUGCCCGCUUUAAUGGGGUAGAAUGUCUAUUUCGCUAUCAAUCAAACUAUUCCGAAGUUUCCUGUGCCGCCUCCAAACAAUAUGAUAUAUGCAAUACAGAUAUCGACGGCUCUUCCCCCGAGACUACCAUACAACUCGAAGAUUUAAGUACCACUAAUACUUCCUGCGAAGAUGAGAUGACAGAUAACCACUGGCAUAACCUAAUGAUUGACACAGCAAUAACCCGAACUCAGCAACAAUGGGAUGAUGCGGCUUAUUUGGCUCAAAUGGCCCUACAUGUGACCAUUGGGAUAAGGAAACGCACGCGUGGUUUGCGAUUGUUCCAGCUCGAUAACAGGCCUUCACUGCUCGAGCUAGCCCCUGCUAUUUGGAAUGCUCAUUACUUUGAGGCGGUGACAUCUCAUGUAGCUAAUUUUCCUAUCAUUUCGAAUAUCCUAGCAACUUCUCCUUGGGGCCAGUCAUCAUCUCUCAGACAGAAGAGCACGAAGCUAUUAAUAGAUGAUGCCCGUUCUGAACAACCCGAAGACGGCGAAGAACCAGAGGGAGAAUUGAAUCUCUAUCAGAGAUCUGUCCAGCGAAGACUUUGGGGUUUACUACAAACAACAUUAAAACCAAGCACUGGUAUAAAGAAUGUUAAUUUAAGCGAUAAUCCGUGGAAGACCAAAUUUACUAAUGAAACCUUCGGGUUUAGAUUAAUGGAAACAGAUGGGCUCGGUGAAUUCGGAAUUGAUUCAGCUAAUUUGUUUGACGGUACAAGUAGUGAUAAUACUGUUUUCGAUGACUUCCCUGAAGAUGGGCGCCUAUCGCAUGGAUUCAUGGGAUACCGAAUCGGGGAUGCUAGCGGCGAGUCCGAUAUAGCGACAGAAUAUCAGCAGUGGUGGUAUAGGAGAGAGGAUCUUCAUCUAGGAACCACCCACACAACAGAAGAAGCCCAGCCCGAAGACCUCGACAAUCACUCAGACCUGAAUCACUCGAGUUCCUUUCUAAGCCAACCCUCAUCAAGGUCCAGCGAACUGCUCGACGUAUCACCUAUCUGUCAAAGCUUUUCUAGCGAUUUAACGGGACCUAUUAUUAACGUCGACAAUUUACAUCCAUCUGGCCAUUUUCACGUCGAGACUAUACAUGGCACGUCGAAUGAGACCUCACAUAAAUUAGAAAGUGUUCCUUGGCAUGAAGACUAUCAUACCAUGUGGCCAAAUGAGGUUGUUAUGGGUGAUAGUCAUUGCCAGGACGAAGAUAUGGGUUCUCAGGCUCCACAAAUGUAUGAAUAUUGACAGAAAAUGUAACCAACAAAUACACAAUAAUUAAGGUGCUAGACGCGGCCUGCUGUCAUCAAAGCACUUCUAAAUUCCACCAUCCUGUAUCUAUCACUCCCUUCUCUCUUCUACACUGGAAAUAUGGAUACCCAGACCAUGAAGUUUGAGUCGCCCAAUUUUCUGG